This is a messenger RNA of Trichophyton benhamiae CBS 112371, 1851 nucleotides long. RefSeq lists its product as uncharacterized. The transcript is spliced from 4 exons. Lineage: Eukaryota; Fungi; Ascomycota; Eurotiomycetes; Onygenales; Arthrodermataceae. Bases 1 to 1851 code for a protein of 616 amino acids. Gene Ontology annotation, molecular function: iron ion binding; monooxygenase activity; heme binding. The record is from RefSeq and is a predicted model, not a curated record.
AUGCGGCAGAUAUACCAACGCAAUGCAAACGUGCAAAGAAGCGACUGGUAUCUGACCCUAUACGCUUCUUCUUCAUAUGCACAUAACGUCCACUCUGAAACCAACAAGAAAAAACACAGCUUCCGACGCCGUGUGAUGGGGCAUGCAUUUUCAGAUGCUGCUCUAAGGUCUUCAGAAGAGUUUAUCAGUGAAAACAUCAAAAUAUGCUGUGACCAAUUGAGCAAGACGGCCACGACUCCCGAGAAAUGGGGAACUCCUCAGAAUAUGGACCACUGGUGUACAUACCUUAGCUACGACAUCAUGGGAGAUUUGGUAUUCAACACGAAGUUCAACUGUCUUGUAAGCGAGGAAAGCAGAUAUGUUCCCGCUCUGCUCAUUGCAGCCACCCAAUUUCUAUACAAUCUCGGUUAUCUGCCAUUUGCAAAGUUUGUUCGACCUUUACUCGGAACCAAAAUAAUGGAAAUCCUUGGUGGAAAGUUGGCACGGGAUGGAAAGCGUUAUAACGAGUAUUGCGCCGAGCAGAUGAGCAAACGUCUUCAGUCUACUAACGUGAACGAUCCUGGUUACCCUAAAAAGGAUCUAAUGCAUUAUUUAAUCGAUGCAAAGGAUCCAGAGACUGGUCAGGGGCUUACACGUGCCGAACUCGCCGCUGAGUCUAAUCUUCUGAUAGCAGCAGGGUCAGAUACAACAUCUACGGCCCUAUCUGGCGCUAUUUUCUACCUCAUUCACAAUCCGGAAUGCUUAGAGAAAACAAAGACUGAGAUUCAAUCCACCUUCAGUGCUGUUGAAGAAAUCCGAGGUGGCAGCAAGCUCAAUAGCCUUACCUACUUGCGGGCAGUUAUUGAUGAAACGCUGAGACUUAGUCCCUCAAUACCAAGCAAUUUGAUGGUAGAAGUAUUACCGGGAGGGACCACUGUCGAUGGAAAUUACAUCGCUGAAGGGACGACACUUGGUGUCUCGCCGUAUGUCCUUCAUCGCAACACACAAUACUUUCAGGAUCCUUAUGUUUUUCGGCCUGAACGGUGGAUUGGAACUGACAAAUCAUGCUUGGUGGUCUCCGAAGACAAUAAAAGCUCAAUUGAAGACUCUGCAAAUGCACGGUAUGCCUUUUUCGCAUUUAGUGCAGGCUCCCGAGGCUGCUUGGGAAAAAAUUUAGCUUAUUUGGAACUCCUGAUGACACUCGCAACACUCAUCUUCAAGUUUGAUAUGCGGAGUCCUACAGAUGACGACGAGCAAAACGAUACUAGGACAACUCACGGAAGGCAUCCAGGUCGAUGUAGAAAAGACGAAUAUCAGUUAAAGGAUCAUUUUGUGCCGGAGAAGCAAGGGCCAAUGGUCCAGUUCAAGGAGAGGGCCUAUAACGUUCAGCCUGAUAUAGGAGCUAUGCAUUCUGAAAAAUUGUCAAAACCCCUGAUUGACGGGCUGGAGAGCUCACAGCUCUUUAUCAUUGUGCAGCCUGCCGAGAUGUCCACUGAACACAGGCAUCCUAGUUCUAUCUUUGGUUGCGAGGUAACUGUCAUUUUCAGAUACUUAUGCAUGAUGCAUAUACUCACAAUACUUGAGGCUUCUCAUGUCCUAGCCCAUGCAGCCUUUUUGGGUCGAAUGUCAUCCUCACGUGCUUGUUUCUCACUGUGGCUGCAUAAAUAUUGGAACCUGAUGUUGCUCAUCUACUUUGCCCAUGAACCAUAUUGGGUAUUCGUGCUGCUACCAGCAGCAUUCAAUAAGCCUAGAGCUUACGAGAUUCGAUCCGCUCAGUCCUCCCUCGGAUUUUCCAGAUUGAUACCCGGAAAAUACUUGGCCUCCAUGCAGUUCCAAUUCCUAUUUGGUGCUCAUGUUUGGUGGAUAGAUUGA